AAUACUGCAGAGCAAACACGUUGUUUACCCCACCCUUGGAAAUUUUUUCUUCUGCAUUUUUUUUUUGUCCCGAAUAAUUUCCUGUUUGAUUCCAAGUAUCCAUUUCUAAUUCCGGCCCUGAGCUUCCCGAUUGCACCAGGGUGUACAUUAACAAAGCUGCUGUGAACUGGGACCUUGGGACCUUGUCAGAAACCUUCUCACUCCCUUCCAUACAAGCACCAGAACCCAGGCACGAGCUUGGCCGUUGAUUCCCGAGCCCACAGUUUUUUUUUCCCCUUUGAUAACAAAGGGUACAAGCCAAGACGUGUGUGCUCGCAACUUCUCGGCUCACGUCCAGCCUCGUCGGUCCGUUUGGUUGAGCCCCUGUUUGUGCCCGCAUCCAGACCUUUCUGCCCGCCCAUAGGUCCUUGUCUGACCACCCCAGAUUGCUUUUAUUUUCUUCUUGAAUUUUUAUUAUUUGUUUUAUUUUUAUUUUAUUUUCCCCUCCAAACUUUAAAACUUGCAUAUCCCCCCAAGCUCUUCCUUCCCUCUUGCUUUUCACCAUGUCCUCCACCGAUCCCACAACAACCGGCCAAACCGCCCAAGAUGCCUCGCGACAGCAGCCCGCCGCCGCCGCCUCCUCCUCCUCCGAACUCGCCAGUGCCAAGAUAACCUUGUACAAGGUGCUGCGGCGCUUUGCCGACUUCCCCAUCGAGGGCAUUGUCUUUAUCGACAUUAUGCCCAUCUUUAUCGACCCGAAAGCCCACCUCGCCCUCCUCCGCGCCCUCGAGCUUCAGGUGCUUUCUUCUUUUGCUCCCGCCGCCGCCAAGCCCGACGUCGUCGUUGGCCUCGAUGCGCGCGGCUUCCUGUUCGGCCCCUCGUUGGCCCUGAAGCUCGAUGCUUCCUUUGUGCCUGUCCGCAAAAAGGGCAAGCUGCCCGGGCCGUGCGUCACGGCUACAUACGAGAAGGAGUACGGACAGGACUUCUUCCAGAUGCAGGAGGGUGCCAUCAAGCCGGGACAGAAGGUUCUGGUUGUGGACGACAUCAUUGCCACUGGUGGCUCGGCUGCUGCUGCCGGUGAAUUGGUCAAGAAGCUUGGCGGCGAGCUCAUGGGCUACUUGUUCCUUCUGGAGAUUGCGCCCCUCAAGGGAAGGGAAAAGCUCGGUGAUGUCCCUGUAGUCACUUUGCUCGAGGAGGCCGACUACCCUCACUAGACAGCACACACUGGAUUGCGGUCUGGAUCAAAGCUGGACAAUAGAAUCUGCAUGACUUCUGAAAGUUGCGUAAAAAAGAAACAAAAAAACGCAAGCUUUGUUGCCUGUGUGGCAGGUCACGGCAACAACGGAAUUUUUUUCGACUCCACAUAUAGUCAGUUUCAACACUGCUAGCCUAUGCAGAAAUGUGUAUCUGCGAUGGAUAAGGAAUUCAUCUCGGCGUUGGGAGUUUGUUAGAUUAUGAGAAGACGGCUUGGAUACAUGGGUGGCUAUUAUAUAUAGGUUCUAUGAGGGGCUCAUAUGACUUUCGUAGAGAUAAUAUCUCCUGCAUGCCGGGUCCUUUCUGUGACUAGACAAAGCGAGUGCAUCUUUGGUUUUCAAACUGUUGAUAGCUUAGCAUGGAGGAUUACAGAUCCUAAAAAGGCACAUUUAGGACAUGAAGAGUCUGCUAAACAAAUCCGAUUACUGGACAAGGUUACUUGGAAAGCAGAA
Molecule: messenger RNA, 1685 nt
Organism: Pyricularia grisea
Lineage: Eukaryota; Fungi; Ascomycota; Sordariomycetes; Magnaporthales; Pyriculariaceae
Exons: 2
Coding region: 543-1193 (216 amino acids)
Biological process (GO): AMP salvage; adenine salvage
Cellular component (GO): cytoplasm
Molecular function (GO): adenine phosphoribosyltransferase activity; AMP binding; adenine binding
Source: RefSeq, a predicted model, not a curated record